GAUCUAUUUUAUAAUCCUUCAAGUUUCAAUUGUGAAUUCAGUCGUUGGCUAACAGCCAUAACUAUAGCAUCGAAGUAUCCACAACCCCACAACUAUCCACCAACUAGUUGAUAGCCUUGGUUUUAUACAUUAAUAUGUGGUGAAUUACGGAAGUAGGUGCGACAGAUUUGUCUGGGAAUUGUACAGUGCUGCAGGAGAAUGGUUUUGCAUAGAUAGUUGUGAAGCAAACACUCAAAAUAUGUGGUCAGGUGCUAUAGAGUACUUCAAGGACCCCAAGCAGGUUGCUCGGAUCCAAGAAUUUUUUGGAGUAAAAAUACAUCAUGGAAGUGCAGACCCGAAAGCAAAACAGUUGUAUGAUAGCCAAAAUGGAAAUUCAAUAGAUUUGGUUCACGCUAGGGCAAAAUCGGGUCAGAGCAAAAGAACAUUGGGUGAAACUAAUGGCCAUACUGUAAUCAAAAGAAAACUCAACAGUAAUCAUGUGAGAUGUAACUUGAAUGGAGAGAAGAAUGAAUAUGCAUCCAGCGAGGAAGAAGCAGCAGUAGCAACUGCUUCAAAUUUUACAAUAACCAAUUACUUUUGGUAUUAUUUAUUCUUAUUUGGUACAGAACUUGGUGAUGAAAUAUUUUAUUCCACGUUUAUACCAUUCUGGUUUUGGAAUAUCGAUGGUGCUGUUGGACGAAGAAUUGUUCUAGUUUGGGCCGUCAUUAUGACGAUUGGACAAUGUUUAAAGGAUAUAUUACGUUGGCCGAGACCUGCCUGCCCACCUGCAGCUAGAUUACAAGUCAAAUGGUCUCAGGAAUAUGGAAUGCCAUCCACUCACGCAAUGAUUGCAGUUUCCAUCCCAUUUAGUAUCGUAUUAUUCACUAUGAACCGAUACAUUUAUUCUUUUACCAUUGGAUGUACAGUUGCUGUUCUUUGGUGCACAUUGGUAUGUGUGAGCAGACUCUACUUGGGAAUGCAUACAGUGCUUGAUAUUAUAGCUGGACUGGCUUUAGCCAUGUUUCUAAUGAUUCCACUAGUUCCAUUAGUCGAUAUUACUGAUUAUUACUUCCUGACCAAGGAUUGGGCUUUGGCUAUUCUAGUCGCUGCCAGCAUUGCCACUGUUGUAUAUUAUCCUUCUAGUGACAGAUGGACACCAACAAGAGGAGAUACAGCAAUGGUUGUGUCGGUUACAACCGGAGUCCAUGUUGGCGCGUGGCUGAAUUACAGAACUGGGGUGAUGUCCACACCUCUCCUUCCACCUCCGUACAACAUUAUUUGGCCUUCGUAUCCAAUGCUCGGAAGUGCAGUAUUGAGAACAAUUUUGGGAUUUUGUUGUAUAAUUGCUACCAAAGCUUUUUUCAAAUUCUUCAGUUAUGCGACAAUGUCCGCAAUCUUGAAAGUCAACUCUAAAGAACUGAUGAGAAGUCAAAACUGUUUGGAAAAUCGAAAUAAGGUUCUAGUUGAGCUGGUUUAUAAGUAUAUAACGUGUUUCAUGAUUGGUUUGAACGCGGUAUACUUAUUACCAAACGUUUUUAGUAUGAUUGGAAUUGAGAGACCGACGUUUUACACAGAAUUAUAAUUGUUAAAGUCGUAACGAAUUAUACUUUACGUCAUCCGCUCUGAUCAAGUGCUACAAAGGACCCUAGUGGAAGGAAAAUAUAUAUUGUGGUAAUAACAUUCUGACAAUGAAAAUUAUGUAUUUUUUUUAGCAAUGAAGGUACGUACCGAUAACUAAAAGAUUGAUGAUCUCAUUUAAAUAUCUCGAGUUCACACUUACAAUUCAUGUAACCUGAAUUAGGGUAAAUCAAACUUCAUCUAGUUACGUAACACAUUCAUUGUCACGAUGAUUAUUGACUGAAUUUACACCCAUAAUCAUUUGUCAAACUACAAUAUUAUCACAAGGAGUCAUUACCAAUUUAAUACUGCUACAACCACUGCCUAGUGCAAAUAUUCCACACAUGGUAUUGCAUCGAAUAUUCUUCCUCCGAUGUUUGGAUAUAAUCCCUUAAUUUGCAUUUUAAUAAAUACAAUGAAUGUGCCGAAUAAUGGAAGCAAAAUCAGAUUGUCCCGUAACUUGUUGGAAAUUCUUUUGGUUUCCUUUUGAACGAUUUACUUUGUAGUAGAAAUUUUUUCUUAAUCAAUCAAUGGCAGUAAUCACCUACUUGCAGUUUUGAUUCAUUAAAGCUCAACAUCUAUUCAAUCACUUCACGUGUAAAACUAUUUUAUAAUCAAAAAUUUUUCAAAGUAUGUUGUAAGGAAAUAUAGUCUUAUUUUUAUUAAUAUUUUAGGCAGAUUCUGUUGUACUAAACAUAAUGAUGUAAAAAGUUAAUACCUCUUGUAAAAUAUAAUAUAAAUAACACCAUUCUGUAUAU
Messenger RNA from Athalia rosae (coleseed sawfly), 2354 nucleotides. RefSeq names its product sphingosine-1-phosphate phosphatase 2-like. Gene Ontology annotation, cellular component: endoplasmic reticulum membrane. Lineage: Eukaryota; Metazoa; Arthropoda; Insecta; Hymenoptera; Athaliidae. The transcript is spliced from 5 exons. The record is from RefSeq and is a predicted model, not a curated record. Bases 239 to 1561 code for a protein of 440 amino acids. Gene Ontology annotation, biological process: sphingosine metabolic process; phospholipid dephosphorylation. Gene Ontology annotation, molecular function: sphingosine-1-phosphate phosphatase activity.